AGAGCGGCCCCUGAGCAGCGAUGCCCAAACCCAGUGAUACUCUGUGGGAUAUUGCUAAAGCUGAAGUGGAGAAAAAAGAAAAUCUUGAAGGCAAUGGAGAUGGAGUGGAAGUUUGGGAAAAAUCACUACUCUUUAUGGGAAACAAAAAUGGGGGAAAGACUACUAUUAUACUGAGGUGUCUUGACAGGGAUGAAAUUCCAAAACCAACAUUAGCCUUGGAAUAUACUUUUGGAAGAAGAGCAAAAGGUCAUAACAGACCAAAAGACAUUGCACAUUUUUGGGAACUAGGUGGUGGAACCUCAUUAUUGGACUUGAUUCGUAUACCAAUAACUAAUGACAACAUAAGGACUUUUGCUAUAAUUCUUGUUUUGGACCUUUCCAAACCUAAUGAACUGUGGCCAACCAUGGACAGUCUCCUACAGGUCACCAGGAACCACGUGGAUAAAAUUAUAACUAAACUGGGAAAAACAAAUCCUAAAGUAGCUACUGAAAUUAAACAGAGGAUGUGGAACAAUAUGCCGAAGGAUCACCCAGAUCAUGAAUUAAUUGACCCUUUUCCAAUCCCUCUGGUGAUAAUUGGAAGCAAAUAUGAUAUUUUUCACGAGUUUGACUCUGAGAUGAGGAAAAUAAUGUGCAAGACACUUAGAUUUGUUUCGCAUUAUUACGGAGCAUCACUAGUGUUUACCAGCAAAUCUGAGGCCCUCCUGCUGAAAGCCCGUGUUCUUAUUAAUCAUUUGGCAUUUGGCUUUGACAGAAGCAAAUCCAUAUCAGUGGAUCAGAAUAAACCAUUGUUUAUCCCAGCAGGAUUGGAUUCUCUAAAUCAAAUAGGACCACCACCUGCCUCUGACAGUGAUAUUGGAAAACUGCAUGCACAUACACCUGUGGAUUUGUGGAAAAAAAUAUAUGAGAAAACAUUUCCACCUAAGAGUACUAGGGACUUAAAAGAUGUCAAUGACCCUGCCCAGGAUCCACAGUAUGCUGAGUAUGAAGUUGAUGCAAUGCGAACUCAGAAAAAUCAGAGCCAUUGGUGGAAUCUUCUCACAACUCAGCAAAGAUUUAGUAGCAGAUUCUGCACAGAGGUAUUUCAUUAG
This is a messenger RNA of Emys orbicularis (European pond turtle), 1091 nucleotides long. It is a transcript of the gene DYNC2LI1, whose product is annotated as dynein cytoplasmic 2 light intermediate chain 1. Gene Ontology annotation, biological process: intraciliary transport involved in cilium assembly; intraciliary retrograde transport. The record is from RefSeq and is a predicted model, not a curated record. Bases 21 to 1091 code for a protein of 356 amino acids. Gene Ontology annotation, molecular function: dynein heavy chain binding. Gene Ontology annotation, cellular component: ciliary basal body; axoneme; cytoplasmic dynein complex. The transcript has 13 exons. NCBI's taxonomy places the organism in Eukaryota, Metazoa, Chordata, Testudines, Emydidae.